AUGGAAUCAGAAGCUAAGGUACUAGUGCAUUCACCAUGCGAAUAUGAAGUGAUUCUCUAUCUCAAUCAGAUGGGAGUUUUCAAUUUUGUGGAUGACGGCUCCAUCCAAGGUUGUGCUGUACUGAAACUGAGCGACGGGCGUAAGAGGUCCAUGUCACUGUGGGUGGAAUUCAUCACUGCCAGCGGAUAUCUGUCAGCAAGAAAAAUUCGAAGCCGAUUCCAGACCCUAGUGGGCCAGUCAGUGGAGAAGUCACAGUACCGGGAGAUCUGCAAGAUGGUACCAGAUACCGGUGAUGUAAAGUUGCGGAUACACGACGAGUAUAUAGUGCAAAUAACGUGUGCAUUUCGAUGUAAUGGAAUAUGGCCUCGCAGUGCAAGCCAUUGGCCCCGAAGCAACAUACCCUGGCCCAAUCCGUCAAUCGCUAAUGAAGUUAAAAGUGAAGGAUUCGACUUAUUCAGCAAGGAAACUAACGUCACUCAGAAUCAUCCCAAUAAACAGGCGAGCUCAAUGGAGGGCGAUGCAUGGGCGAUGAGUUUGCACCACGCCGAGAACACACUGUUACAGCACGGCAGUAGACGCAAAUCGUUUUCAAUUUUGAAAUGCCUGCGCGACACGCAUCUCGAUUUCCCGCAAUCGCCGAUCACCAAUUACAUCCUCAAAACACUGCUUCUGUUCGAAUGCGAGAAGCACUACAAUGAGUACGAGUGGGAAGAACGAUUCAUUGGCGACCGUGUUAUUGGUACUAGCUUCUUUAUUUCUCUAAAUUUGUGUACUGGAUGCGAUUCCUCCUUCUAG
Messenger RNA from Gongylonema pulchrum, 795 nucleotides. NCBI's taxonomy places the organism in Eukaryota, Metazoa, Nematoda, Chromadorea, Rhabditida, Gongylonematidae. The record is from the annotation of a GenBank genome assembly.